GCGUUGCUGUCAUGGCUGCCUCCAUGUACGUAUAAUCUCACAUGGGAGUCUAGGUUUGUGAGCGCUAUCCGUCGUGACAAGACGCCGGCGACUUCGGACCCUCCUCCUCUCGUUUUUCUCCUCCUUCGUGGGACACUGUAUCGGGUGCAGCGAUGCCGGGAAUGAUGUGGACGCCGGAGCUGGCGCUUCUGAGGGGCUUCUCCACGGAGGCGGAGCGGCUGGUUUGGAAGCAGGAGGGCAUCUGUGGUUCAGAUAUUGGAGUUUUCUUAGAAUUGCUGUUAGAAGGGAGCUAUGAGGCCUUGUUCUUCCACUCAACGACACAAACUAUUUUAAAUUCAACAAUGAUGGCUGAAGAAAAGAUUGACAGCUACCUGGAGAAGCAGAUAGUGAAUUUCCUGGAUUGCUCUACAGAUUUUGAAGAAAUUGAAAGACAGCAGCUGGUAUUCCUACUUGGUGUGAGCAGCUUGCAGCUUUUUGUCCAGAGCAACUGGACUGGACCUCUUGUGGACUUGCACCCUCAGGAUUUCUUGCCAUCUGGUCUGCUGGAGCAAUUCAGUGAGGUCAAAGGACUGGAUGCUAUUAUUAUGGGUCUCCUCAUUCUAGAUGGUGAAUCAGUCUACAGCCUCACUUCAAAGCCCAUACUGCUGCUAAUAGCACGCAUUAUCCUAGUGAACAUCAGACAUAAAUUGACAGCUCUCCAGAGCGUGCCAUGGUGGACGUUGAGAUAUGUGAAUAUUCAUCAGCAAUUGCUUGAGGAGCGAUCACCUCAGCUUUUUGCUCUUGCCAAAAACUGUAUUGAUCAAGUGAUGAAACAGGAGAAUUUAUUUGAUGGUGAUUCAGGUCGACUUUUGGCUAUUCAAUUUCAUCUGGAAUGUGCACAUGUAUUUUUAUAUUAUUAUGAAUAUAAAGAAGCAAAGGACCGGUUCAGUACUGCUAAAGACAUCAGCAAGUUAGAGAUUGACCUGACAGGUGCUUUGGGAAAAAGGACACGAUUCCAGGAAAAUUACGUGGCACAGCUGAUUGUAGAUGUCCGGAGAAAAGAGGCUGUCCCUUUCAGUUGUGAGUUCAGCCCAGCACCCACGCCCCAGGAGUAUUUGGCCAAGAAUCUUGAGCUCAAUGAUGAUACUGUUCUGAAUGAAAUAAAGUUAGCAGAUAGUGAACGGUUUCAGAUGCCAGACCUGUGUGCGGAGGAGCUUGCUGUGGUCCUUGGAGUCUGCACAAAUUUCCAGAAGAACAACCCGGUUCAUAAGCUAACGGAGGAGGAGCUGCUGGCCUUCACAUCGUGUUUACUUUCACAACCAAAGUUCUGGGCCAUUCAGACGUCAGCCUUAAUCCUCCGGACAAAACUUGAAAGAGGAAGCACGCGGCGAGUGGAGCGGGCCAUGAGGCAGACCCAGGCUCUUGCAGACCAAUUUGAAGAUAAAACCACAUCUGUACUGGAACGUCUGAAGAUUUUCUAUUGUUGUCAAGUACCCCCUCACUGGGCUGUUCAGCGCCAGCUCGCAGGUUUGCUGUUUGAGUUGGGAUGCACCUCCUCAGCCCUGCAGAUAUUUGAGAAGCUGGAGAUGUGGGAGGAUGUGGUCAUCUGCCACGAGAGGGCUGGGCGGCACGGGAAGGCAGAAGAAAUACUUAGGCAAGAACUGGAGAAAAAGGAAACACCAAGUUUAUAUUGCUUACUUGGAGAUGUCCUGCAAGAUCACUCCUGCUACGACAAGGCCUGGGAGCUGUCCCAGCACCGCAGUGCACGUGCCCAGCGCUCCAAAGCGCUCCUCCAUCUUCGGAACAAGGAGUUUCGGGAAUGUGUGGAGUGCUUCGAGCGCUCAGUGAAGAUCAAUCCCAUGCAGCUCGGGGUCUGGUUCUCUCUAGGCUGCGCCUACUUGGCCUUGGAAGACUAUGGUGGAUCAGCAAAGGCGUUUCAGCGUUGUGUGACUCUAGAACCCGAUAAUGCUGAGGCUUGGAACAAUUUAUCUACUUCCUAUAUUCGAUUAAAGCAAAAAGUCAAAGCUUUUAGAACGUUACAAGAAGCCCUCAAGUGUAACUAUGAACACUGGCAAAUCUGGGAAAACUACAUUCUCACCAGCACCGACGUCGGGGAGUUUGGGGAAGCCAUCAAAGCUUACCAUCGGCUCCUGGACCUCCGAGACAAAUACAAAGAUACUCAGGGGCAACAAGAUGGUGGCAGAGUGGUCAACCUUGUUUCUCCUGGGAGUACUCUGGAGAAGGUCCUUAAAAUUCUGGUCCGGGCAGUGGUUAAUGAUAUGACCGACCGAAGUGGAGCUGUUGCCUCCAGCCUCAAAGGCAAGCUGCAGGAGUUGUUUGGCAGAGUAACUUCAAGGGUGACCAAUGACGGAGAAGUCUGGAGACUGUAUGCCCAAGUGCAUGGGAAUGGGCAGAGUGAGAAGCCAGAUGAGAACGACAAGGCAUUCCAGUGUCUCUCGAAGGCGUACAAGUGUGACACACAGUCCAGUUGUUGGGAGAAAGAUGCUACAGCAUUUAAGGAAGUUGUUCACAGAGCCAUAGGACUCGCUCAUGUGGCUAUGAAAUGCGCUGAGAGCAAGUCCAGUCCCCAGGAAGCUGUACAAGCACUUUCUUCAGUUCGGCUCAAUUUACGUGGCUUGCUAUCCAAAGCAAAGCAGAAUUUUACAGAUGUGGUAAGUGGAGAAGUCUCUGGAGAGCUCGCCAGUGAAAUAGCAGCUGUGAAUGCUCUGGAGGCAGAGCUGCAAGACCUCAGCAACCAGCUUCGAAACCGGUACUGACUGAAAAGCAGCUUGUGGCGCAGUCUCUUCUGCUUUCUCCAAUUCCUCCAGUACCUGUAUAUCUGAAACACAAGAUACCAUUUUUAAAAUAAAUUUGUUUGC
Molecule: messenger RNA, 2858 nt
Organism: Mus caroli (Ryukyu mouse)
Lineage: Eukaryota; Metazoa; Chordata; Mammalia; Rodentia; Muridae
Gene: Ttc27
Product: tetratricopeptide repeat domain 27
Molecular function (GO): protein binding
Source: RefSeq, a predicted model, not a curated record